GUUGUUUCUCGUGCUCGCUUCAUUUUUAUUUUUGAAUUUUAAUUCCGAGUUUGAGCAAAGAGAUUCAAACCCCUUUAAUUUGUCUCUGAUUUAUUUUAUUUUAUUCAAGUUCUUGUUUCUUGAUUCGAUGGUUGUAUCUUUCUAUUUGUUAAAUACAAUUUCUUUGGUUUAAUUGAGAUUAAUACGGGUUUGAAGAUUAGGGUUUUGGGUUGGUUGGUUACGUCCCGUUUGGUUGGCGAGAAAACCAAGGGAAAGGAGAGAAAGGAAAUGAAAAGAAAACUUUGAAUCUUGCGGUUAUGUUAUUUGGUUAAAAUCUGACACUAAUUGAACCAAACUGUUAUUUUAAGCUCAGUUGAGUGGGGAUUUUUGUUUUACCUGUUCCCGAGCAGGGCAAAAUACGACCCAAAGCUAGUGCUUCCCUUCCUACCUUGUAUCGGCAACCAAACAGCGGGUUGCAGUGAUUCGGUCUCCGAUGGGCUUGCGAGGUGAUUAUUGCUUGUGGGUCAGUGUUGUUAUUAUUCUAGACUUGAGAUUCAGUUGAAAAUAAGGUAUUGCUUUCAAUGGUGAUCUCCCUCUUGUAUUUGGUAUCCUUUGCUUCGCAUUUAAGCAAGGGUAAUGUAAAUUUAUCAGUUUAGCACGGGUGCUGGAUCUUUUCAUCUCAUUCUGCAUAUUAGUUUCUUCAAAGUUCAACUUUAUGCAUGUUUUUUAUUUUCUUUUUCUCAUUUUGGAGGUGUGAGUUUAUUCGAUUUGUUUUAGGUAUGGGACAAUUGGUGUUGCAGGUGCUUAAUUUCUUACCAUCUUUGAGUUGAAUUUUAUAUCCUCUGUGUUUUUUCUACGAUGAGAAACUCAAUGGUGGUUGUGUGGUCAUGGUUCUUGAUUGUCAAACACGAGAUUUCUGACUUCUUCUUUGUUUGCUCCUUCAGCUUGUUUCUCAGGUAGGAGAAAAUUUGUAGACUUGUGAACAUAUGUUGUAUUCCACAUUGGAGUCUUGAAGUUGUUGUUUAACAUCACGGAAGAGCAAGAGAAAAGAUCCAUAAUUAUUGUAUGCUUUCUUCAAUUCUGUUUCAGUGGAAUUAAAUGGCUGUUUCUUCUCAAGAACCAAGUUGCGAGAGCCAAACUGACAGGUAUCCUUUGCUCAUGGAACGGCCAGAAAACUAUGAGAAUCAUGAGCACAUUGUUGACAUAGUCAGUGCUAGUGAUGCUUCCUCAUCAAGCUCAUCUGAUGAAGAUUCUGCUCAUGUUUCAAAUCCAACCCACCAUGAAAAUAGACCAUUAACUGACGCUUGGGUCCCCAUAUCUCAAUCUUCCCCAUCUUCCUCCGAUGUAUCAGAGUCUAGGAAUUCUUCAAUCAUAACCAGAGCUCAUGGGCCAGGGCGUCGUCGCUGGAGUCCGUUUAAUUCAGGGUUAUGGAUUUCCAUUGAGAUAGUUUUCACUACAAGCCUGAUUGUUGCAUCCAUAGUAGUAUUGUCCUUGUCAAGAGAUGAGAAACCACAAACUCCGUUGUUUGCUUGGGUUGUGGGUUAUGCAGCUGGAUGUGCAGCAAGCCUUCCUAUUCUUUUCUGGCGUUAUCUUCGCCGCAACCAUGAUGGUGAGCAAGGUUUAAAUCAUAUGCUUCAGGGUUCAUCACAAGGAAGUACUACAUUGGAAUCUAAUUCGUACAUAACUAUCUCAUUGACCCGGUCUGCAGCAGAGGAAAAUCUCCCAGAUGCGUCUACAAACACUUGGAAUGGUCAUACUAUGGGUGCUUCAAAUGCUAGGCUCAGUGUAUUAGCAGACUACUAUAAGAUGGCCCUGGAUUGCUUCUUUGCUGUGUGGUUUGUGGUUGGUAAUGUAUGGAUUUUUGGAGGACACUCCUCUUUUACCGCAGCUCCAAAUUUGUACAGGUUAUGUAUUGUGUUUCUUACCUUUAGCUGUAUUGGAUACGCUAUGCCUUUCAUUCUAUGUGCAAUGAUAUGCUGCUGCUUGCCUUGUAUAAUUUCAAUUCUUGGCCAUGGGGAUCUGAGCCAAGUUAGAGGAGCCAGUGCAGAAUCUAUUAAUGCUUUACCAACCUACAAAUUCAAGUUGAAGAAAAAUGGAAGUGGCAACAGUGGAGAAAUUAGUUCUGGAGUUGAAGGUGGGGUUGUGGGAGCGGGAACAGAAAAGGAGCGCGCUAUCUCAGGGGAAGAUGCUGUUUGUUGCAUUUGCUUGACAAGAUAUGCAGAUGAUGAUGAGCUGAGGGAGCUGCCUUGCUCUCAUUUCUUCCAUAGUGAGUGUGUGGAUAAAUGGCUGAAGAUCAAUGCAUCCUGUCCCCUCUGCAAAUGCGAGGUUGGUGAGAAUACUGGGAGUUUGCCAUCUUCAUCAAACUCCUCCCAGCAACGAUGAAAGAUUUAUGGGUUAAAACUUCCAAUCAAAAUUUAAUGUGUCUAAGGAUGAAAGUAUUCUUCUCAAGUUGAAAUAACCAUUUUUCAACUGAUCCCUGUGUUAUUGGCCAUAAACUGGAUCUGGUCUGUACAGUUGAGAUUGUCUAGUUUCUAUCACAGCCUUGUAUGAUAUACAGAAAAUUUCAAAA
Molecule: messenger RNA, 2548 nt
Organism: Vitis vinifera (wine grape)
Lineage: Eukaryota; Viridiplantae; Streptophyta; Magnoliopsida; Vitales; Vitaceae
Product: E3 ubiquitin-protein ligase At4g11680
Exons: 5
Coding region: 1078-2361 (427 amino acids)
Molecular function (GO): zinc ion binding
Source: RefSeq, a predicted model, not a curated record